AUGUCCAUCUUUGCAAACUGUGUGUUCUUUAUUGAAGUGAAAUCCAUUCAGGAGAAGAGCAGGCUGAGAGUUUGCGUGAAAGAAAAUGGUGGAGUAGUUAAUUUUGUGCUUAAUCACAAGAGUACACAUGUUCUUCUGGAUACUGCUGAUGUCCUCAGCUCCUGUGAGCUAAAAAGUAUUCAGAAGUAUCAGCUCCCUGUUUUAUGUGCAGUUUUCAUUUGGAAAACAGUUGAAAUUGAGAAGUUUUUACAGAUUGAUGCAGGUAAGCUUAAUAAAUCACAAGACGACACUUCUGCUCAAAGGCCAAACAGACAAGAUGUGGAAGACCUAUCAUCUUCUGAAAAUAAAAAUGCCACAAGGAAAAAUGAAAACGACGAUUCCAACCUUCCUGUUAUUGAAGACAGUGAGAGCAGAAUUGAGUCUAAAGUGGGGACUCUUAGAUUUUACAGGGAAAAUGAUCAAGAUACUCCUUUUUUCCCAAAAGAUUUAGAAGUUGCAAAAUACAGUGUCCUUGGAAAAGUUAACUACAAGGAAAGCAAAGAUUUUGUAGUUAUUGAAUUGCAGUGUUCCCAGGAGUGUUAUGAGUUUCCAUUUCAACUAUAGGCACACUUCAAUGCUUCAAGUGGAACAAAGAAUAAUCAACAAUUUGUAACUAAUACUGCUGAAGAAAUAAAAUACAAGACUUUUAUCGCAGACUUGGAGAGCCAGGAUUUCCUGCUCAGAGAAACUUUUCCACCAGAAGCAGAAUCUUUAGCUUCAACUAACUUAAUUCUGGAAGAAGCCAUCCAUUCAAGUGCUAUAUGUCAGGAAGUUAGUGAUUUUGUGGAAUUGAUAUGGGUAGAAGCUGUUUGCCACCUGGAUAGUUUACUACUUGAAUCAGUAAACAACAGAAGCCUAAAUGAUGUGAGCAAAGCAGAAGGUAUUUUACUUCAAGUAAAGAAUGCAUUGGAUGAAGGAGCUGGCAAGGUGGCACUACAAGAGGUCAUGAUGGAAUUCUGUCAAGUUAUACGUCAAAAAGCUGAAAUAGACUAUAAAAGUUUCCAAAAAGCUGUUAUCUAGAAACAGGACCUGUGUCAGCUAAUCAGAGACGUGUUUAAUAUACAUGAAACAAAUACAUCAUGCCCAAACCCUACAUCUUUGCCAAAUACCAAGGCUCUGAGGUGCAAGACUGAAGCUGCUGACUCAACAAGUUAUUAAUUUCUCAGUGUUGAACAACAAGUGUUAAAAAACAAUUAGAACGGCUAUACCCAAAUAGAUAUAUUGCUCAAGUAUGGAAGGAGCACUGUGCUUGGAACACACAAACUUCUGUUUGUCUUCAGCAAAGUUCAGUAGUUGACUUUCACUUGACAUUGACAUUUUGUCUAAAUUCAUUGUGUGCCGUUCUUUUUCUCUAGAGGACUCCUAAUGCCAAAAGUGGUUGUUGAAGAUCAUGGCCUGGAAAUAACUGACACUGGGAAUCUGGGCAGUGGCAUUUACUUCAGUGAUUCUGUUAGUGCAAGUAUUAAGUAUUCUAUAUAAUCCAGUGAAAUGGAUGGAACCCAGCUACUGGCGGUUUGUGACAUGGCACUUGAAUUCUGCUUGCAUUUGUAUGAACGGGAUUAUUCAUUAAAUAAUGCACCAUCAGGUUAUGACAGUGUGCAUGGAGUCCGUAAAACAGCAGACAUCUCUUCAGACUUUGAGGAUGAGGAAUUUGCUGUGUAUUUAGACUGUCAGGUUAAAAUUAGAUAUGUUGUUAAGUUUUGCCUUGCUGAAGAUCAAAUAAAACCAUUUCAGCUUGCAAUUGAGCUGGAACUGGAACAAGGUAACAGUGAGCCAGAGUUGCAAUGUAGUUUACAGCAUGAGAGUAAGAAAUUACCAAAUGCAAAUCUUUCCAUUCCUGUAAAAACUGGUCUUCAGGACACAUUGGGAAAUCCUGUCCCUCUGGAAGGUGUUGAUAUCAAGGCGAGGAUAAUAGACUUUGUCGCACAGGAUGGCUCUCGGAAUCUCAGUCCACAGAUGAGAAAAAUCUUGAAAUUUGAUGUUGAUUACUUAAUUAACAAUUUCCAUAUUAGAAAAGUAAUUCAGUCACUUG
Molecule: messenger RNA, 2071 nt
Organism: Pterocles gutturalis (yellow-throated sandgrouse)
Lineage: Eukaryota; Metazoa; Chordata; Aves; Pterocliformes; Pteroclidae
Gene: PARP4
Product: poly (ADP-ribose) polymerase family, member 4
Molecular function (GO): NAD+ poly-ADP-ribosyltransferase activity
Source: RefSeq, a predicted model, not a curated record